Messenger RNA from Recurvomyces mirabilis, 1605 nucleotides. RefSeq lists its product as uncharacterized. The coding region runs from base 1 to 1605 and encodes 534 amino acids. The transcript has 5 exons. Gene Ontology annotation, biological process: carbohydrate transport; transmembrane transport. Gene Ontology annotation, cellular component: membrane. Lineage: Eukaryota; Fungi; Ascomycota; Dothideomycetes; Mycosphaerellales; Teratosphaeriaceae. The record is from RefSeq and is a predicted model, not a curated record. Gene Ontology annotation, molecular function: carbohydrate:proton symporter activity.
AUGGACACCAAGGAGCACACCGCUGAUACUCACGAUCAUGAAGAGGACCAGAAGAGGAACAACUCGGUCUACACCGAGAAGGCCGACCUCUACGACUUCAAGGCUGGUGCCAUCGAGGCCGAGAAUGCCGAGCACAACAUGACAGUCCUGGGGGCCGUGAGGGCGUACCCAUGGGCUUCUUUCUGGGCAUUCGUUAUGUCCUGCUGCAUUAUUAUGGAGUCUUACGAUGUCUUCCUCAUCGGUAACUUCGUCGCUCUUCCUGCUUUCGUCGAGAAAUUCGGUGUUAUCAAUCCCGCAACUGGUCUCAAGGUCAUCGCUUUCAAGUGGCAGUCCUCCCUCCAGGUCUCUGGCCAGCUUGGGGCUCUGGUCGGUGUCUUCUUGGCCGGUCCCUUGACCAGCAGAAUUGGUUACCGAUAUGCCACCAUCACCGGUCUCAUGCUCCUGAACUGCUUCAUCUUCAUCUUCUUUUUCGCACAGAGCAUGCCGGUUAUUUUUGCCGCUCAGAUCAUGGAGGGCAUUCCAUGGGGGAUCUUCAUUGCCAACGCUCCGGCCUACUGCUCUGAGAUCGUGCCGAUCCAACUUCGUGCACCUGCGACUCAGAUGUUGCAGAUGUUCUGGGCUAUUGGCAGCAUUAUCGUUGGUGGUGUCACAUACGCCACUGAGGGCGUCAGCAGCUCGAGCGCAUACAGAAUUCCCAUCGCUCUUCAAUGGAUGUUCCCUACUCCACUCGCCAUCCUCAUGUUCCUCGCUCCCGAGUCUCCUUGGUGGUUGGUACGCAAGGGCAAAUUCGAGCAAGCCGCCAAGUCUGUCAAGCGUCUUGGGAGCGGUACGGACCCAACCGAGACCGUCGCCAUGAUGCGUCGUGUCAUCGAGCUGGAGAAGAACGACAAAGAGCCGAAUCACUUGGAGCUGUUUAAGGGUACAGAUCUUUACCGUACCCUGAUCGUCUGUGGUGUCUACGCUGCGCAAAAUCUUACUGGUAACUUGAUCGCCAACCAGGCCGUCUACUUCUUCACGCAGGCCGGUCUGGACGGCCACACUGCUUUCGCCCUGGGUCUGAUCACCUCUGCCCUUCAGUGGGUCUUCGUCAUGCUCUCGUGGAUUUUGACGACUUAUUACGGUCGCCGCGCUAUCUACCUUUGGGGCUCAGCGGUAAAUACCAUCCUCCUGUUCGCUCUCGGCAUCGCCGGUGCUGUCAGCAAAAAGGGUGCCCACUCUGGCAAUCUCGCACAGGCAGCUCUGGGUCUGAUCAUCUCCGUCGGCUUCACCCUUGGUCCAGCUCCUGCCUCCUGGGUCAUUAUCGGUGAGACUUCUGCCAUCCGUCUCAGGCCUUUGACCACUGGUACCGGUCGUGCUGUCUACUACAUUGUGGAGUUCCCUUGCAUCUUCCUCGCCUCCUACAUGUUGAACCCUACCGGCGGUGACCUUGGUGGCAAGUGCGGUUUCGUCUGGGGCGCUACCGGCCUUUGCUGCUUGAUCACGGCAUACUUCUUUCUUCCUGAGAUGAAAGGCCGAUCGUACCGCGAGAUCGACAUUCUAUUCAAGCGCAAGGUCCCAGCCCGCCAAUGGAAGAAGACUGUGAUCGAUGUCAACGAUGAUGAGUAG